AGUUGUUGGUUAAAAAGAAGUCAAGAUGUCGAAUAAAGAACGACACGAUCUCUUUUACAGUCAAGCACGGAAUGUGUUGAAUUAUAACGUUAAAAGAUUAUGGUUUAAGAUUAAUCCCUUUUUGGAGAAGAAGAAGAAAGAUGAAACUGACCCGAGCGAAUUUAUCCAACCUCAUCAAUCCACGGUUUUAUGCGAAAAACUCAGUUUUUCCGGUGAUAUAGAUCGAAAAGAGCAAGAAUUGCAAGUGGGUGAGUUUUGGGACUAUCUGUAUUCUGACAAAUGGGAACAUGGGUGUUCGAUAAGAAUUCUCGAGGGUCAACUCUUUGACCUAUUACAGACAAAACUCCACAUCCUGUUAAAGAAACACAUGAUCGUUCAUCAUCGAACCUUUGCUUUUGCCAGAAACAGAAGAGAAAAACGGGGAUGUUAUAAAUUAGCAAACGAAAAGGGCUGUGGGGAAAUAGAAGAAAUCCUUUUGCUGGAGUUCAUUUAUUAUGGGCGUCGUGUGGAACCCAUACGCCAGUAUGGAUCUACCUGCAGUUCCUAUCCAGGAACCAGCACCACCACAUCUGGAAUGACCUCACAAAGAUCUCCCCCUCCCAGCGAGAGAGAGGAGGAGUUCAAUCCGUUAAUUAGAAGAGCCUCCCUUGAUAGUAAGGUUUUAUCCCGAACUCUACCGGCCAUUAAACGCAGACAUACCACUCCAGUCAAAAAGGCGCCAAAGGGAAGGAGGUCAGCAUCUCGAGAACGAGGCCAGGUCUCAGAGAGGAUAAAAUCGGGCGACAAGGGAAAAAGAGCAAUUCGUCAACCAUUUGAGGUCAUUCCAAAAGAGAUCAGCAGUGCGAGCUCUGAUAGUGAUUACAGAACCCUUCCACCAACCACAAACCUUAAGCAAUUUAGAUGCACGGAAAGAAUUGUUUAUGGAGAUGAUUUGGAUACCAUCACAGAAGAAAUAGAGUUGAAAGAGGAGGACUUCGGAUUCGGUGAAGAAUUUUAUUUGUCUGAUAUAGUUCGAGAACCCUCAGCUCAAAUUGAGCAGGAAUCUGUGGCCAAAAAGCUAACGAGAUGCAAAGUAGAACUUCAAAAGAGAAGAGAAGAAAAGAGAAAACAAGAAGAGUUUUGGACUAAUAAAAAGACCACCAGUCUUCCUCCCAUGCCUAGUUUUGAUAUCGAUCAUAUUCAGCUAGAUAAAACAAAGUCCGAUAUACCAGCCUUCAAGUUUAAAUUUUUGAUACAAGAAGUUCCAAGUUUUGAAAGAUUGAUAACCAUUUUGGAAUCUGAAGAUAGAUUUGAUCCACGCUACCGCCGCUCCAAACAAUUGAGCAAGAGAGUCGCCAACAGAUACAAUCUUACAAAAGAUGCCCUACACCAGCGGAAUCUGGAAACAGCGGAACUCAACACUAACUUGAAGAAGAGGUUUGAGAUGCUGGGUAAACUUGGCAGCGGUGGAAAGAAAGAAGCCAAAGAAUCCAAAAGCCGAUCACACAUGAUGCAUGAUGCUGUAUCAUCUGCUGCUGUUGUGCCUAAGCAAGGAAAACCUGUCAUCACAAAUAUUCAAACGUUUGAGGACACCGUCGGUGAAAUGGCAGUGAAAGUCAGGGGUUUGACAGAUUCCAGAGUGUGCGAGAAUCAUGUUCUGAAUAAUGGCGGAAAGAAGAAACCAAGUAAAGACCGUAAAAAGAGUAAAGCUAAAUCGGUUUCAAUAUCCCCCGUCACUCCUAAAACAAUAUCACCCAUUUCCCCCAACACUGUUCCAGAUAUAGUUUUGACAACGCCUUCUGGUCAGUCUUGCAACCUCUCUGUGAAAUCCGAGGCUGAUACUCCCAGUGUCAAGUCCAUGUCUCCGCCGUCCCGCGCUUCACCCAGAGAAGUUAAAUCAGUAGCCGUGAAGAAGUCGGUUAGAAAGAAGGAGAGCAGACCGGGUUCGAAAGCGGGGUCAAAGAAGUCGAUAGCCAAGGCUAAGUCUACUUCUGGUAGAAAGAGUAGGGGAAAAGCAAGUCUAGCGCCAUCGUACAUAGAAUCAGAUUCAUCUGAUGAAGACGAUACAACAAUUUCCACUUGUUUUGACACUAAUAAACUCAACUUCCGGUACAGUUUUGAAAAACUUAAAUGUCCGAAAGGCGGGAAGAAGAAAAAACCCGCUUUCUACGAAAUUCUUAGAAAGUAUUAUCGUGUUCAGAAAACCCUAGAUGCUCUCACACGACCGAAAGACUCGAAAGGCAAAGGUAGAAAAUCUAUUUUCGAGAGAAUCUUGCAAAAGCAGACAAUCAAAAAGACUGAACCAGAAUUUGUUAUUGGGAAGAUGAAAAAAUUUUCGUUCCUGAAUUAUAAGAAAAAGCCAACAGUAGGAGCUGAAGUGCCUAAUUUCUCCACAGUUUCUAUGGUCGAGUUUGAAGAGAGGUUGUUCAAGGCUUUAGAUGACUUUAUUGUACGCAAAGAACAUGUCGUCUCGAACCUCAAUGGAAAAUCCGUCACUGCUUUAACAUUUACCAAAAAAUCUGCAUUCAAAGAAAAGUGUAAUUUUUGAAAUAAGCACCAUGAAAUGUUCAGUGCUGGCUCCUGAAUUUAAAGCAUAUGUUCAUCUUUAUAUUAUUUAAAGUAUACUUCCUGUUUACUUUUACUAGCUGUUCAAUUCAUUUUGUUUAAUAAGUCAGAAAAAAAAAUCCAUAUAUCCGAUAAAGUGGAAUUGUACAUGUAC
Saccostrea cuccullata (small rock oyster) is the source of this 2698-nucleotide messenger RNA. RefSeq lists its product as uncharacterized. The transcript is spliced from 4 exons. Bases 26 to 2527 code for a protein of 833 amino acids. The record is from RefSeq and is a predicted model, not a curated record. NCBI's taxonomy places the organism in Eukaryota, Metazoa, Mollusca, Bivalvia, Ostreida, Ostreidae.